Molecule: messenger RNA, 528 nt
Organism: Aspergillus mulundensis
Lineage: Eukaryota; Fungi; Ascomycota; Eurotiomycetes; Eurotiales; Aspergillaceae
Product: Bys1 family protein
Exons: 1
Coding region: 1-528 (175 amino acids)
Source: RefSeq, a predicted model, not a curated record
AUGCACUUCAACCUCGCCGCGAUCCUCUCCCUCGCCCCGCUUGCCCUCGCGGGCAUCCCCCGCCCCCGAAUGGUCAACACCGUCGUGGAGACCAACAACAUGCCCAUGAUGCGUCCCUCGCCCAACGAAACCAUCGGGCACGCAAUCGUCUUCAACAACUGCGAGAUGCCCAUCUACCUGUGGUCCGUGGGCCAGGACAUCAGCCCGCAGUACCAGCUCAUUCCGGGCGACAGCUACUCCGAGGUGUACCGCCGCGACUCGCAGAGCGGCGGCGUCGCCAUCAAGAUUACCACCGUCAAGAACGGCCUGUACCUCAGCGCUCCGCAGACGGUCUUCGCGUAUAACCUUGUCGAGAACCUGGUCUGGUACGACCUCUCCGAUGUCUUUGGCGACCCAUUCCAGGGUGAGAUUGUCACCGUUGAGCCCUCGGAGCCCGAGAUCUGGUGGAAUGAGGGCGUUCCCCCCAGCGGUAGCCAGGUGCGCUUGUUGGAGGCGUCGAAUGAUUUGGUGUUGAGCGUCUGCUAUUGA